AUGACUCGCGUUUUGCUCACCGGUGCCUCCGGCUUCAUCGCUACCCACAUCCUUGACAUACUUCUGGCACACGGACACUCUGUCCGUCUCACCGUCCGUAGCGCCGACAAGGCUGAAAAGCUCAUUGCCGCGCACCCCGAGCACAAAGACCAGAUCGACUAUGUAAUUGUCAAGGACAUCGCCGAGGCUGGUGCAUUCGACGAGGCGGUAAAGAGCGACCCUCCCUUCGAGGUUGUGCUUCAUACCGCAUCGCCUUUCCACUUCAACGUCAAGGACACGAAGAAGGAUCUUCUGGACCCGGCUAUCAACGGAACCACCGGUAUCCUCAAGGCGAUCAAGAAGUAUGCGCCCACUGUCAAGCACGUGGUUGUGACUUCUAGCUUCGCAUCUAUCAUCCACCCUAAAGAGGGUAAAUGGCCUGGAAAGGUGUACAGCGAAGCCGACUGGAAUCCGACUACAAUCGAGGAGGCGGAUAGUGAUCCUACCACUGGAUACCGUGCAUCAAAGACUCUGGCCGAGAAGGCUGCGUGGAAGUUCCUUGAGGAAGAAAAGCCCAACUUCACGCUAUCGACGAUCAACCCUCCGCUAGUUUUCGGUCCAGUGAAGCCAUACAUGCAAGCUUUAGAAUCGAUUAACACGUCAAAUGAGCGCUUCUGCAACUUUUUGAACGGAAAGAACAAGGAGAAGCUGCCGGCCAACAGUGGUUUCGUCUGGGUUGACGUUCGGGACGUUGCCGCGGCACAUGUAGCUGCGUUCGAGAAGCCUGAGGCUGCUGGAAAGCGCUUCUUCGUUGUCGAGGGAAGCAACUUCUCCAACCAGCAAACUGCCGAUAUCAUCCUCAAGCACUUCCCCGAAUACAAGGAUAAGCUGCCGGCGACGAGGGAGGAGAACGACGGCUUCGAUUACCUUGAGGGAGGCUUGUACACCGUCGAUAACUCGAGGAGUAAGGAGGUGCUCGGGCUCAAGUACCACUCAUUCGAGGACUGUGUAGUGAACACCGUCAAAAGUCUCAAGGAGCUGGGGUUGUAA
Molecule: messenger RNA, 1029 nt
Organism: Tricharina praecox
Lineage: Eukaryota; Fungi; Ascomycota; Pezizomycetes; Pezizales; Pyronemataceae
Exons: 7
Coding region: 1-1029 (342 amino acids)
Molecular function (GO): oxidoreductase activity, acting on the CH-OH group of donors, NAD or NADP as acceptor
Source: RefSeq, a predicted model, not a curated record